Myzus persicae (green peach aphid) is the source of this 1451-nucleotide messenger RNA. RefSeq names its product glyoxylate reductase/hydroxypyruvate reductase-like. Lineage: Eukaryota; Metazoa; Arthropoda; Insecta; Hemiptera; Aphididae. The record is from RefSeq and is a predicted model, not a curated record. Gene Ontology annotation, molecular function: NAD binding; glyoxylate reductase (NADPH) activity; hydroxypyruvate reductase (NADH) activity. Gene Ontology annotation, cellular component: cytosol. The transcript is spliced from 8 exons. The coding region runs from base 403 to 1371 and encodes 322 amino acids.
UAUUCACUAAAUAAUUAUUAAUUUUAAUAAUAAUCUAUCUAGUAUAUAGGUAGGUACCUAAUACCUGUGUCUUUUAAAUUAUAAUCUAUACAUAAACAAGUAACAACUCAGAAACCUAUCAGUAAUUCCCACAGUCACUACCCGUCGGUCAGCUAAAGUGGUUCAAUUAAGGCAACACCUUUCACCUUUGUCUUUUGUGCGGCUAUUCUACAAUCAGCAAUUAGCUUAUUAGCUUCUGCUUUCAAACACCCAUCUAUCUACUAGACUAUUUCUUCAAUUGUUUAUUCUCGUGAGUGUCAACGAUUCUUCCAGAUAUUUGAUUAUAACGAUAAUAGACAAAAGUAUUAGAGUAGAAUUUAUUGUAUAGUGUGACGUGUGUACACAUUGAAUUCAGGCAUAACCAUGUCAAAACCCAAUGUGUUAGUUGCAAUGAAACAUGUUCCAGAAAUCGCUCUUAAUUUACUUCGUGAAAGAUUUAAUGUAGAAAUAUGUGAUGCCAUACAAGCCACUCGGGCAGAAAUUAUGAAAAAAAUACCUGGAAAAUUUGCAAUAUUUUGUAGUCCAUCAAACAAAAUUGACGAAGAAUUAAUUAAAACUGCAGGCCCCAGUUUCAAGGUUGUUGGAACCAUAUCUGUUGGAUAUGAUCACGUUGACUUGGCUGCAAUGAAAAAAUAUGGCGUACGUUUGGGAUACACUCCAGAUGUUCUAACCGAAACUGUAGCAGAAACAACAAUUGGAUUGUUGAUAUCAACAACGAGACGGUUCUUUGAAGCAAACCAUGCAUUGAAAACAGGUGGAUGGAAAGAUGUGACACCUGUUUGGAUGUGUGGUAGAAGUAUUAGAAACUCUACUGUUGGUAUUAUUGGAUGUGGCAACAUUGGAACAUCAAUUGCAAAGAAGCUGAAAACAUUUGAAAUUUCUCAAUUGCUGUACACUAGUAGAACUGAAAAACCUGCUGUCAAAGCUCUCGGUGGAAAAUUGGUUACUGUUGAUGAGCUUGUUGAACAAAGUGACUUCAUAAUCCUUUCUAUUGCACUGACUGAGGACACUAAGUUUAUCAUUAACAAAGAACGCAUUGCCAAAAUGAAGUCACACGCUGUGUUAGUGAACAUUGGUCGUGGAGGACUUGUUGACCAAGACGCACUCAUUGAAGCAUUACAAGAAAAUAGAAUUGGAGGUGCUGGCUUAGACGUUAUGACACCAGAACCAUUACCACUUGAUAGUCCUUUAAUUAAGAUGAACAAUGUUGUUUUGCUGCCACACAUUGGGAGUGCUUCCAUUGAAACACGAACAGAAAUGGCUAUUCUCGUCGCCAAAAAUAUAAUUGCUGUCUUGGAUAAUACCGCAAUGCCAAACGAAGUUCAGUUUUAACUUGAUUAUAUCAAAAUUUGUUAAAAAUAAUCUAAUCUGUGAAUGUCACUAGGUAUAAAAUUAUAUUUAUUAUUGCAUUU